UAUAUAAGAGAUCAUUAUGGUGAAGAUCCGGCACAUUAUAACAAAAGCUGCAAUGAACUGGAACAAUUGCGACAGAGUGCUGUGCAUGUGUCACAUGACUUCAUGGGCUGCAGCACGCUCAAGAAAUACUAUUCACAGUUGCAGUUUUUACAGGGAAGAUUUCCAAUGUUAGAAGGUGGAGAAGCAUCUAUUCCCUUUACUUGGGAAGAAGUAUUUUCUGGUCGAGAAAUGUCAUUGAGUGACAUCAAGUUUGAGCAAGCAUGUGUAUUAUAUAACAUUGGAGCACUUCACUCAAUACUGGGAGCCAUGGAUACAAGACAGAGUGCUGAUGGAAUGAAGGUAUCAUGCACACAUUUUCAAUGUGCGUCUUGGGCAUUUGAAUAUUUACGAGAUCAUUUUGGAUGUGCGGCAAUGAGUCUAGACAUGACCCAUGAACUUUUGACCUUUCAACUUAAUUUAAUGCUGGCACAAGCUCAAGAGUGUAUACUGGAGAAGUCAAUGACUGAUAGCAGAAAAAGUACAAUAACUGCAAAAGUAUCUGCUCAGAUUGUAGAGUUUUAUAAAACAGCUAUGAAACAUCUGGAUGUGUGUAAUAGCCAGGAACUUAUCAGUUCAAAAAGAUAUAAGGACUGGAAGAAGAAGAUAGAUAUAAAGAUGCUGUUUUACACAUGUAUAACUAAUUAUUACAUGGGUAGACAAUCGGAGGACCAACAAAAACAUGGACAGUGUCUGGCUUAUUAUACAAUAGCACUAGAAAAACUAACAGAAUGUGAAAAACUUGCAAAGAAUGAAGGUGUUGAAAUUCAAGAUUCAUUAAGAUUUACACAUGAUGUUGUUGGUGGAAAACAACAGUCGGCAAAGAAGGACAAUGACUUUGUUUAUCAUGAUAAAGUUCCCCCAACAGAUUCACUACCAGAAGUCAAAGGUGCUUCCUUGGUGAAGGGUAUACCGUUUAAUCCAAAUGAUCCGGAAAUUUCUGGCCCAGAUAUCUUCAAUAAACUUGUACCUAUGUCAGCACAUGAGGCUGCUUCUCUUUACAGUGAGGAGAAAGCUACUUUGUUAAGGAGAUUGGUGUCAGAGAUUCAAGAAAAAAAUGAGGAACUCAAUCAGUACCUGGCAUCUUUACAACUGGAUCAAACAUCACUAAACCCAGAGCCUGAACGGUUACCCCAACAGCUUCUAGAGAAAUGUGCCGCCCUCAGUGUAAGACCUACAGCAAUAAAGGAGCUAGUUGAUUCAAUGACAGCUGUUUCGAAUGUAGCCACAGAAGUAGAUUGUGGCAUCAAAGAAAUACAACAAACACUGCAGGAGGAAAGCACAGCUGAGUUAGAAUUUCAGGAUAUGUUUGGAAAGAGAAACCCCAAUGCUAUACUAUCAGAUAUAGCACAAGAGUGUGCCAGGUUGGAGGAAGGUCACAAAAAGGGAAGCCAGUCAAAUGCAGACCUGCAUAAAGCGAUGAAUACUCAUAUAAAUAAUCUAAAACUACUCAGUAGUCCAUUAGAGGAUUUACAGAAACUGUUGCCAUCUGUAGAUAAAGACAGAGACCAAGAGAGUAGUGAUGUGAUAAAACAGUUGAACAAUUUACUGGCGAAGAUUGAUGAGAUGAGGAAUCAGAGAGAAACCCUCGAGGAACAGCUGAGGAAAGAAGUCCUUGAAGAUGAUAUAACAGGGGUACUCUGUAAACAAGAAAAUAUCAAUAGAGAGGUUUUAUUUUCGGAACAACUUAAGAAGCAUGAUAAGACAUCUGGGGUUAUAAGACAGAAUCUUGCUGCUCAGAAUAACAUACUGAGAGCCCUGACUGAUGCUAAUGCUAAAUAUGCUACAGUUAGGAAGGCUACCAGUGAGGCCUUAUCCAGACGGGAACAGACAAUCAGAGAUUUAAUAAAUUCAUAUGAUGUUUAUGAAGAUUUGAAAGCUAAGUCACAAAAAGGAUUGGAGUUCUAUAAGAAACUAGAAACAAAUGUUGGACGUCUGCUCAACAGAUGUAGAAAUGUGUGCAAAGUCCAACAUGACGAGAGACAGAAAAUGUACAAUAAAUAUAAACCAAAAGUUUCAGCCCCUGCUCCUGUGAAACCAACUGUACCAAAGGCAGUACCAGUAGAUAAUUCUGACAUUGUACAAGAAAUACCUUCUGUAUCUCACCCACCAGCACACACGAUGGCAGCCAUGUUUGAUGGGCCUAAAUUGAAAGAUUAUCUCCCUUUCAUGAAGCCUAAAACAUUUGGGAAGAAGGAUGGUUCCCCACCCAUUUCUAAAGCUCAUCCUAAUGUACAAGAUUUUGUGUCACAAGGUGGUUCCCUGCCUGGUAGUGGUACAGCUUCCCCUGUACAUAUACCUCCUAUGCCCAGCAGUGUGCCAGCUAGUCCAGACCAUGUUAGGCAUAAAUUUGAUGGAAGGCUUGGUCCAAAUUAUCAAGCCACAUCAAGAGCUGUACCUGGGCAACAAGAUUCUUACCUCACUCAAGGACAUCUGUAUCAGCCUGGCCUACCUUCGGAUGAAGGUCAAACUGCCAGAGGGAUUGGAAAAAACUUGUCUCAAAAUAUCACUGAUCAAACUGUAUAUGAACCUGAAUCUUUUUACCAAGGACAAAUAGGUCAAGGGCUAGAAGGAUAUAGAGAUUAUGGUCAAAUGCCAGGUGAGCUAGAUAUUUCACAACCACCAUCCUCACAAUCUGACUAUGUUCCCUUAGAUCAGAGAUGGAAAAAAGACAAACCAGUGACUCCUCUGUCAGCUUAUACACCACAAGAUCAAAGACCAGUUGUUUCAAGGUCGCUGAAGCCCAGUGCUGGUCGAGGCUUGCCAACACAUAUACCACAGCAGUCGGCUAUGAAUCAAAAUCAGCAGAAUUUCUAUGCCCAGAAUUUACCAUCUGCAAGUCAAGAUUUUACAUAUGGGCAACAAGGGGCAUAUCAAAAUCAAGGUCAAAAUGUUACAUUAGCACCUCAGCCUGGAAACCAAGGACAGAUACAAACAAACCAGGCACAGAUGUUUUCGCCUCAUCAACCUGUACAGAGUGUACCUGGUAAUCUGGGUUUAUCACAAAUGGCAGACGCUAUACCUCCUUCUUCAAUGUCUUAUACAAGGGAUAUCACUAACACUGUUUCAUCAGUCAGUGGCCCAGUGCUUUCUCCUGGAAAUGAGAAUGAAAACUACAGAAAUAUUCCUCAAGGUAACCUUGUAUCCCAAGGACAACAGCAGUUUGGUUACUAUCCGGGUCAAGGUCAAGAACAUACAAGUUCACAAAGAUAUAGCAGUGGACAAGUUAACAGGCAAGCACAAUCUCCACAAGUACCACGACAUACACAAUCUGUUCAUCAGCAAGUGCAGCAACCUUCAAGUCAGUCAUUUCAUGCUCAACCUGGUCUAAAUACACAAUUUCAGCAUCCUGAACAAAGUCAGCACUCUAACACAAGGACCAAUCAGUCUUUCAGCCAACAAACUGGUCAACCACAACAAGAUAUGGGACAGAGUUUUCAGUCUGUUCCCCAGCAACAGCCAGAAGGUCAAGGUCCUAAAUUUCAACCUACUCCACAUAUGGAUCAAGGUAAAUCUAUUCUACCUUCUUCACAACAAACUCAAACCCUUCCACCAAAUGUACAGCAGCAACAGAUAGGUCAGGGUCAAAUGAGACCGUAUGUUCCCCAACAACAACCCGGUCAAGGUCAGGUUUUACAGCAGGGGUCACAUCAAGGUCAAUAUAGCCAGCCCCAGUACAACCAGCCCUUACCAGUAUCUAGUCACAGUCAAAACAUGCAGGCUGUUGUUCAAGGUUUCCAUCAACAAGGGAAUCAAGGUAAUUAUGAUCAAGGACAAACAGUACCGUUUAAUCAAGAUCAACAUUUACAAGGUCAGCCACAGCAAGCUUUUCAGCAAUAUCCACAUGGUCAAGGUCAAAUAGGUCAUCAGAAUCAAUUAAUGAAUCAGGCUGGACAGCAUCCAGUCACAAGUGUACCACAGGCACAACAGCAAAUUGCUGCACAACAAAAUAUACCACAACAGCCUCAGAAUUAUCAACCAAGAUUAAAUCAAGUUCCACAAUCAAGCCAAGUCCAGACAGGAUAUUCUGGGUCAGUCAGUGCAUCUGGUUCACAAGCUGUUGCGUGGCAACCAGUAGUACAGCAAAACAUACAGACUUCCCAGCAACCUAAACAAAAGAAUUUUUCUCAAACACAGUACUCAUCUCCUGCCAGUUCAGGUCCACAGUUUUCUACACCAAGCUCUUCAUUGGCACAACAACAAAAUUUACCAGUGUCAUUAAACAGUGGUCAGCAAGCACCUUUUCAAGGUCAACAAUUUAUACAGCCUCAGUUACAGCAAGGUCAGUUUGUCAUGCAGCCAGGUCAUUCCUCUCCUGCCAAUUCUGCUGCAAUUACUAAUUCAUCUCAGCAAAAUUUACCAGGUCAGCAAUACAGAGGUCAGCAAAUGAGCAUAACACCCCAGCCUCAACAAAGUGGAAUGCAGCCUCAGUUAAUGAACCUUAUUGCACAAGGAAUGACAAGUCAAAGUCAACAGAUUGGUCCUAUACCAGUCAGUCAGAUGUCACAAGGCUAUUCACAAACCCAGUUUUCAACCAGUCAACCCCAGCAAGUAUAUACCCAAGGGCAACCUGUUCAAUUAAGACAGCAACAAGAGCAAGUAACUGUUAAUAAACAACAAAUACAAAGUGGUUUUGACCAGACUGUGCCUCAGCUCCCGUAUGGACAACAAGGACAAAUUAAUAAUCUUUCUCAAUAUGGUCAAGGAACCAGUCAGUAUAUUCAGCCUGGUCCCUUGUCCCAAGAACAGCAACAUCAGCAACAAGGACUUACUUUACAGCCACAAGUUUAUAAACCACCUAUUCCAUCAAGUGUAGGCAGUCUACAACCCCAGCAAAAUUUUAGUUCAUCAAAUCAAGGUCAAGAUCAAAUCUUAAAACCUGCCCUUCAACAGCAGCCAGUCCAAAGUCAACAGCAACCAGUCUCACAAGGUUACCAGGAUAUAACUGUAAGACCAAGUUCACCAAUGGAAGUGAAGCCAUCUCAACAUCCGAGACAGAUACCACAACACUCGGCGAGCAGACCAGUUCCUGUCGACAGACAGCUGUCGACAGCUUCAUCAUUAGAUGAAAUACUCUCAUCAAGUCCAGAUGCAAGAACGGAAUCUGUAAAUAGUGUUUUAGCACCAAAGGUAUUAACUGCACAGGAGAUCCAGCAACAGAAAGAAGACCAAUUGAAAAACUCCAGUUGUCAGAUUCCACCUAAAGACCCAUAUAAGGAUAAACCUAAAUUAGAUAAGUUUGUGGCAGAGGUGGAAAAACUUGCCAAAUUUAUUGAAGGAUUUGAGAAACCACUAUGUAGUGGACCUACUCCUUUAGACGUAGUGUGGAAGGAAAUGAUGGAGGAACAAGACAGAGCUGGGAGACGGCAGAAACUGGCUAUAGCUAGAUGUUAUCCAAUGAAAAACAGGGAUCAAGAUAUUAUGCCUUAUGAUGAUUCAAGAGUGUUAUUAACAACUUUAAAAGAUGAUUACAUCAAUGCAAGUUGGAUCAACGAUCUUUCUCCAUCAUGUCCAAAGUUUAUUGCCACACAAGCCCCGUUACCUGUUACACUGAUAGAUUUCUGGCAAAUGGUGUCUGAACAGGGUGUCGAGGUUCUUGUUGCCUUAUCUAGCGAAAUUGAGACUGGAAAGAAAUUCCCAGCGUAUUUACCAGAAGAGAAAGGUGUGACAAUAGAGCAUGGAGCAGUUCAGUUAACUGUACAGAGUAUAAAAAACAAACAGUUCUGGACAGAACGGAUUCUGCAUCUUAGACAUGCUGAGACUCGUAGUGGGAGAACACUGGUACAUUUACACUAUAGUGCAUGGCCUGUAAGUGGGUUUCCAGACAAGGUGUCCCAUAUACUUCAGUUUAUCACAGAGGUUCAUAGUUUUUACCGACAACAGAGAAGUUUGAUGAAGCCUAUAGUUGUUCACUGUGGAAAUGGUGUUGGUCGAUCUGGAAUGUUUAUACUGAUAUACGUAGGUAUGCAAGAGAUUAACCAUGGAGAUGGGAUAAUUAACAUACAGGAAGUUGGAGGGAAAAUGUUGUGGCGAAGAAGAUAUAUCAUCCAAAAACAAGAUCAGCUUAAAUAUUGUUACGAGGCAAUACUAUAUUAUGCCCAGGAUGUCCUAGCUAAAGAGGGAAUUUUGGUGCAUAAAGCUUCUUUUGGUGAUGGACUGCCAAAACCAGGAGCCAAAUCAAUAGGAUGGGAACCAGGACAGGAUAUUUUGUUUGGCUCUGUUAGUUUCACAAACUUGCAAAGUAGCAUUUCGAAAAUGAGCUCGAAAACUGACUCCCACAGUUUAAAUAUUGACCAAAAAUUGGAAAUGUUGAAAAAAGGAGAAAUUCACGAUAUAAAGGAAGAUGCAUCGAAGGAGGUCACCAAAGAGGAAAAACUAAUACCUGAAGGUCAUGUGAUGUCAAGUGUUAGUGGAAAUCUCCUUCCUGACGUUGUUCAGAGCCCUGGAAUUAAUUUAGAGAUUAAAUCAAUAGAUUCAGUGACAGAUUCUGCUCUAUACGAACAAAACAUACCAAGUGACCUUGGGAAGAUUGAGGAUAAGGUCAAAGGUCAAGGACAGACUGUUGACCUUGGCCUUACAAAAUUAGUUGAAAAAGGAUCAAUAUCUUCCCUGAAGAGUUUAGAUUCAAAGGGUUCCAAGUCGCCGUCACCUUUUGGGUCACCAGCUCACAGUGGUCGUGAGGUUUCAAGCAGCCCAAAACCUGAAAAUAUUUCUUCUACUCUAGCUGAAUUACAGGAUCCUACAAAAUUUACGAUAGGAACUAGUGAAGGCUGUAAAAAGAAAAUAUCAAAGGCAGAUUUUACUGGAGAGAAAAAAACAGUAACUGAGCAGGACCCAAAUGACCCUUUUAGUGCCCUUGACCCUCUUUGGACACACAAAUAGAUCAACGGGAAUGAGAUUGGUACCACUUUAUACCUAUUUAAUUAUUUGUUAACCAGUAUACUUAUAUGUGAUGAUGUUUUCUGUGAGUAAUGAUCGUUAUUAAUGUGACUAUCAAGUUUUCUUCCUCUGACAACCAAAGUCAAGCUGGAGUCACAACCAAAUGACUUUUCAUAUAAAAUCAUAUAAUACCUGGUUUGUUGAAUAAACAAAGCUUUUAUGACAAUCAAACAGAAAUAAUAAGUUGACACUAAAUUAUCAUUGUUCUUGUGUCAUCAAAUCUGAUGCCAAUAAAUGGAUCUAGGGCAAGGGAUCUUGGCUGUCUUGUUGAAUAGCGAAUUUGAAGAGAAUUUUCUAUUUAAGAUGAAGAAAUACGCUUAUCUGUGAUCGUGAAUUAAUGUUGUUGAAAUAUUAUAUUGUAUAAAGUCAUAACUAAUAUUAUGUGGUCUAUUGUAUGUAAAUAUUUCUUAUAUAUAAAUAUUGUAUAAUUAUGAAAUAGCA
Molecule: messenger RNA, 7416 nt
Organism: Ruditapes philippinarum (Manila clam)
Lineage: Eukaryota; Metazoa; Mollusca; Bivalvia; Venerida; Veneridae
Product: tyrosine-protein phosphatase non-receptor type 23-like
Biological process (GO): protein transport to vacuole involved in ubiquitin-dependent protein catabolic process via the multivesicular body sorting pathway; protein dephosphorylation; endocytic recycling
Cellular component (GO): endosome
Molecular function (GO): protein binding; protein tyrosine phosphatase activity
Source: RefSeq, a predicted model, not a curated record